AUGGCAGCCGCAAUCUUCUACCCGUUCAAUCGACUGCCAAAGGAGCUCAGAGACCAGAUAUGGGAGGAAGCGAUCCGCCCCGACGUCCCAUCAGCCCACUUCUUCUCAGCCUGGGAUAGCCGGCAACACGCCUCAUACCCAAGGAUGGCCGAGCUGUCCGUAGCCGGUCGAGGCGAGGACAGAGACAUACCGUGCGGCCUAGCAGCUCCGCGUCGCAACAAAGCAGAACCCGACAUCCCUUCGUGGUUCGACAACAACCCGUCGGUGUAUCUCGAGGACGGCGGACUCUGGACAGCGUGCAAGGAGUCGCGCGAAGCAACGACCAAGCGCUUCGGCAAUCACAGAGUCGUCUACCAGCGGCCGCCCGUCGACGAGGACGAGCCCGCCGUCAUCGAGCCGUUCGAGCACAUCGUCGACGCACCUACUAUCGGUACCAUGGUGCAGGAUGGCAGGCGCCAGCACUUCACCGUCUGCCCCAAGACGGACCUCUUCUGUAUACAGCCAUUUGGCGGUACACGCAGCGGUAUAAGUUGGGAUAGGUUUGAGGGGGACGUGCCAAUCUUCAACAAGCAGGGGAUCCCUCGGCCUCACAUCGCUCUAGAGUUCGACCCGCUUGGAUGGAUGAUGACCCGGAUCAACACGGCUAUACAAAAUGGUUUCUGCCGCACCCAGGAGGAAGUGCGCCUCGCAAGAUACCGUAUCAAAGAAGCCGCUACAGACCGCCUGGGCGAAUGGGCGAGCCGACUCUGGUUCAUCGACUACCGCAUUCGAUGCGGCCCCCAAGCUGGGCCGUUAGACACCGAGGGGCUGACGACCUUCCGAGGCAGGGGCUGUACAUUUAUCGACAUUACUGACGAGUUGAAUUGCACCCGUCCCGGCAAGUACAACUUCAUCGACCCCGAUGCGCCCGUCGGGUGGAUCUGGGGCGACGAUAGGCCCCAAGCAUCGAUGCACUUUUUCUUGGACGCGCUCAAUGAGGAACUGGACCAAUACGCUAACCAUUACCAACUUCCGUAUCCGGAUGUUGAAACUGAAACGUGGAUCACCUGGCCUCCCCGUGACAACGCGCCUGUUAUCGCAGUGUUGGCAUGCGUCCCCGACAGCGCAUUCAGGCAGCGCCCUGAUCCUGAUUACGGAGAGCAAUGA
Messenger RNA from Anthostomella pinea, 1146 nucleotides. NCBI's taxonomy places the organism in Eukaryota, Fungi, Ascomycota, Sordariomycetes, Xylariales, Xylariaceae. The record is from the annotation of a GenBank genome assembly.